Molecule: messenger RNA, 1167 nt
Organism: Arachis ipaensis
Lineage: Eukaryota; Viridiplantae; Streptophyta; Magnoliopsida; Fabales; Fabaceae
Gene: FAP3
Product: Chalcone-flavanone isomerase family protein
Biological process (GO): fatty acid metabolic process
Cellular component (GO): chloroplast stroma
Molecular function (GO): fatty acid binding; intramolecular lyase activity
Source: RefSeq, a predicted model, not a curated record
AUAGAAGUAGUGUCAGUUCCUGGUUGCUGUAAUAAUCUCAAAACAUUCUUUCUACUUUCUAUAUUUUAUUACUAACUAACUAACCUUUCCUCACACUCUUAUUCCUAUUACCUUAACAACAACACUAACAUGCUUGGAACUAUAGCUACUUCCAUUACCGUAACACCAUGUUUUUCACCCUCCAUCAAUUUCCUUCCAAGAUCUAAUCAUGUUCUCACAACAACCUCAAACUCAAUUCUUCCAUUGAAUCAUGGCCACUGUGUCACUCUCUUUUCAGCUUCCCCCUUGCAUUUUACUUUCUACAGGAGCUUUAGAAGACCCAACACUCUGUUCUUUGCAGAAACUGCUUCAUCUGCUGCUACGAAUGCUGAAUACGUGGAGGAACCAGCAACAAAUGUGAAAUUUCAGACAUCUUUGAUGGUUCCGGGUUGCUCGGAUUCAUUAAUUUUGCUUGGAACUGGAUUCAGAGAGAAAGUUUUUGCAAUCAUUGGAGUCAAGGUCUAUGCCGCAGGCCUAUAUCUGAAUCAAUCUAUCAUAAGUGAGUUGAAUGUUUGGAAAGGGCAAUCAAAAGAUAUAAUUCAAGGAGAUUCUUCUUUGUUCAAGACCAUUUUCCAAACAUCCCUUGAGAAAUCAUUGCAAAUCAUUCUGGUCAGAGAUGUUGAUGGUAAAACUUUUUGGGACGCCUUAAGUGACGCAAUAUCACCAAGAAUUGUAGAACCUACAACUGCAGAUGAAUCUGCUUUGUCUGCGUUCCGCGAUUUCUUCCUUAAUCUUUCUCUUAGGAAAGGAACUUCCAUAUUUUUGACUUGGCCAAACCCCUCCAAAUUGCUUGUUUCUGUCUCCUCACAGGGUCUUCCAUCUGCAGUGGAUGCUACAAUGGAAUCAACAAAUGUAGCUUCUGCUUUGUUUGAUGUAUUUCUUGGUGAUAAUUCUGUCUCUCCCUCCUUGAAAGCUUCAGUGGCCGAAGGCUUAUCGAAAGUACUAAAGUAGAGUAUGGUUUCUAGAAAUGGUUCAGUCUUUGAAUAUAUUCAGUAGUUUCUACCUAUUUUGUUCUAGUGUAUAUGUAAGCAUGCUGUAAAGGUGUGCGGCGAGUUGGAAGUUCUUGGUUUCAAGUACUCGUUUUUUUUUUCCUUCCCUCUACUGAAUCUACAUAUUUUGAUUUGUCCA